This is a messenger RNA of Chanos chanos (milkfish), 3453 nucleotides long. RefSeq names its product Rho GTPase activating protein 4a (gene arhgap4a). Gene Ontology annotation, molecular function: protein binding. The record is from RefSeq and is a predicted model, not a curated record. The transcript is spliced from 24 exons. Bases 191 to 2953 code for a protein of 920 amino acids. Gene Ontology annotation, biological process: signal transduction. Lineage: Eukaryota; Metazoa; Chordata; Actinopteri; Gonorynchiformes; Chanidae.
CAUAUGUGUGUGUAUAUGAGUGUGUAUUGCCUGACGAGAUAGGGGUUUUCGUUGGGUUUUUUAAGUGCACGUGGACUGAGAUUCUGAGUAAAAGCUUAGGAACAGAUAAGGUUGGCCAGGGGAUCCUUAAAUCACAGAGACACUAAAGAGUUAUCUGGUAAAGCCAGCCUUUCCUCUGGCUGGAUCAGCAAUGACGUCCCAUGUAAAGCUAUGGAGAGAUAAACUGGGACUAGCAGAUUAUGACACACAAAUCAAAGAGGUACGCUUGCAGCUGGCUGAGCAGUUGAAGGUGUUUGACUGUCAGUUGGAACAGAAAGUGCAGCUGCUGCAGGAUCUGAGUGACUACCUGCGCAGACGAGGGGAGAUCGAGGGCGAGUAUGCCCGCUCCCUGGACAAACUGGCCGAGAGGUUCUCCUCCAAGAUUAAGAGGAAGGAGCCGAGUGGUCAGUCUGUGGCUCGCUGCUGGUUGGUGCUGCUCAAUCAGACUCGUCAGGAGAGCAGAGACCACAGCCUGCUGAGUGAGAGCUGCUCUAACACACUGCCCCAGCACCUCUCUCACUGUCUAGAGCACACUCUUCGCCUCACCAAACGGAGUAGAGAUAUUUGCACUCAGUUACAGGACGCACUGAUAAAGAUCACCACAGAACUGCAGACCGACAUGAAAAACUACCACCAGUACCACACUGAGUAUCUGUCUGCUGAGGGCAAACUGCGAGAUGCAGCCCGCAUGGAAGAGAAACAGAAACAAAGCGCUGCCAAGAAAGUGGAACGUCUAAUUGAGAAAAGACAGUGCAAAGUACAAGAGAUCCACCUGAAGUGUACUAAAGCACGUAACGAUUACUUACUUAAUCUGGCAGCUGUCAAUGCCUCUAUGAACAAAUACUACCUCCAGGACAUCUCCACUAUUUUAGACUGCAGUGAUCUGGGUUACCAUCAGUCGUUCUCCCAUGUGAUGCGGGCGUACCUGUCCAGUCGGUCCAGAGCCCAGCAGGACCUGAGCAGUGGGCUGCAGCAGCUGAACAGUGCUGUGUCAGAACUGGACCAGAGUCAGGACCGAGAUACACUAAUGCAGGCCAACAACAAUACUUUCUGCAUGCCUCUCCGCUUUCAGUAUCUACCACAUGAAGGGGACCAGCUGUGUGAGGUGAAUGCUGAAUCUGAGAUGUGGUGUGAGCUGAGGACUCGUUUUCAGCAGCUGCAGUCUAGACUCCAUCAGGUCACUCAGGCCAGUGACGAGGCCAGUGGGACCCUCCAGCUUGUUCGUUCUUCCCUGCUUGACUCCAUCGAUGAGGAUGUGUUUGGGCCCUCCCCUGAAGUCACCAGUAACCAAUCACAGGAGGGCGACAGCCUGAACCACAAGACCAAUCAAACCAAGCGUAAAGCCAAUCUGCAAGAGACUGAGAACUUAUAUUUCAUGAAAGUGAAGGAUCUCUUCAUUGCCAAUUGUCAGAUGGUAAAGCUGCAGGCCAAACACGACCUGCUUCAAGUGGCCAUUCAGAAAGCUGAAGCAGUUGAUGGUACCACUUCCAGGGUAGUCUCCAGAAGGUCCAUCCGUCAGAAGAAGUGUCACUCUGGGGUUAAGAUCAAUCAGAAGCUCUUCACUGGAGAUCUGCUCUCCUACAUCCAGGCCUCAGGACAGCCUAUUCCAGUGGUGGUGGAGAGUUGUAUUCGCUUCAUCAACCUCAAAGGUUUGCACCAUGAGGGCAUUUUCCGUGUGUCAGGGUCUCAGUUGGAGGUGAAUACGCUGAGAGAUGCCUUUGAGAAAGGAGAGGACCCCCUGGAUGAGACAGUAUGUGAUAUCGACUCAGUGGCCAGUGUGCUGAAGCUGUAUUUCAGAGGACUGGAGAAACCCUUGUUUCCCGAGGACAGUUAUACUCUGCUCAUGGAAUGUGGCCAAAUCGAGGAUGAGACAGAAAAAGUGGCCCAGAUAAAGUCAGUGGUCUCCUCUUAUCCUGCUCCUCUCCUCAUUGUAAUGAGAUAUCUGUUUGCUUUCCUUAACCAUGUGUCUCAGUACAGUGAUGAGAACAUGAUGCAGCCCUAUAACCUGGCCGUGUGCUUUGGGCCCAGUCUGCUGAGGGGCCCAGAGUGUGGGGACGCUGUGGCCCUGCAGCAGAUUAACGCUCUGGUCAAAACCAUCAUCAUCCAGCACGAGAGCAUCUUUCCCAGCCAAGAACAGCUACCAGGGCCCGUCUAUGAGAAAUGCAUGACACUGGAGCCAGAGGACUGUGAGGUUACAGUAGAGGAACCUGAGGUGGAGGCAGAAUCUCCUCAGGGUAAAGACGAACUGGAGGCUGUGGCCAUGUUUGACUACAGCGCUCGUUCAGCGAGCGAACUCUCCUUCAAACAGGGAGAACGCCUCCUGCUUCACAGCAAGCCCUCCUCAGACUGGUGGAGAGGGGAGGUGAACGGAGCAAAAGGUCUCAUUCCGAGUAAAUACAUUAGUGUGUCAAGUGUGAAUGGGAGUCAGGAGCAAAGCAAGACAGAACCUGACAGGCGGAGCAGUAGUGGUAGUCAGUCAGAGGAUCUGCCAAACCCAGACUUCAGCACAUGUCUCAAGGUCUUCAGUGACAAGGCUGGAACUGGGGGCAGCCAGGUGCAUGGUGGGAAAGUCAUGUUACAGCUGCCAUCAGGGCAGUUAAUCCGACCGGCUCUUUCUCCCGGUGCUUUGCGUAAACCACUAGAUCCCCAGCAGAGACGGGCCACUUUAGAGGGAGCCAGUGAGGACAACUCUUCAAUUCAGGUUGACAAGGAGGUGCACCGGCAUAUGAACACAGUCUUCAAGGAACUCAUCAUGCGUCAGCCUGGCCAGGAUGUACCUGUCUCCAUGUCUUCUCCCUCCUUAUCGACUGAAGUCUCUUCUACUUCUCUGUCCGUUUCUCCGACUGCUCAGAAGAAAGGAGGACCAGGACGAAGAGGAAAAGGGCUGUUUAGAGCACAGGAGCAGACGGACUGAGAAAGAACGAGGGUGGGUGACAAAAUGAAGAAUGAAGUCAGUGACGCACAAAAAUGGAAGGAGACAACAUACAAUAUAACGUUUUCAGAGAUAACUCUUCGUGAGGUGAGCUAUUUUUCCCCCCCAGGCUAAAAAACGGGGCUGUCAGAGCAUCCUUUCUGCCUCUGUGUGUCAGACCCUUCCUCUGGUCUUAAUCUGAACCAUGAAAAAACACAGAAUUAAGGAACUCUGGACUGAGAGAGUCUUUUGAAGAUGGUUCUUAGGUUUUUCUAAAUUCUGAGAAGAAUGCUUGCAACUUUGUGAAUUUCACAUUUAGUUAAAGUGGGCAUUCACCUUAUAUUACAGUGAUUUCUAGAUAUCUGCUACUAAGAUAAAAUGAUAAUGGAUAUUUGCUGAAAGAAACAAAUAAUUUAUGUUUCUAGGGACAAAUAAUUUAUUUUUUACACUUUGCACUAGUGCACAUCAGUGUGUUAACAGUCUGUGAUUAAAGCUUUGUUUAA